AUGAACAAAUUAAUUACCCUCUUUGCGGUUGUCUUUUUGGCAGCUGUCACUUUUGCUGGUCGUAUUGAACUUAGAGGACCAAACAAAUCCUCUCCAUUGACCAAAUUGAACAAGUAUAACAUUGCUCAAGAUUCUGUUUCCGUUAGUGGUGUUUCUGCUGGUGGUUUCUUUGCUGUUCAAUUCCAAGUUGCCUACAGUAAAUCAUUGGUUGGUGCUGGUAUCUUUGCUGCUGGUCCAUAUUACUGUGCUCAAGGAAGUUUGAUGACUGCUGAAGAACAAUGUAUGGCUGGAUUUGCUAAUGUUGAUUUGAAUACUAUUCAAUCUACUAUUACUCAAUAUCAAUCACAAGGUUUGAUUGAUAGCACUUCUAACUUGGCUCGUCACAAGGUAUUCCUCUACUCUGGAACCUUUGAUUACACUGUUAAACAAUCAGUUGUUCAACAAUUGGCUACUCAAUAUCAACAAUUGGGUAUUCCACAAAAGAAUAUUGUUACUAAUUUCACUGUUGCUUCUGGUCACGCCUGGAUCACCAAUAAUUAUGGUAGUUUGUGUUAUUUGACUAUGACUCCUUAUAUUAAUAAUUGUAAUUUGGAUGGUGCCUAUCAAGUUUUGAACACAAUUUACGGAUAUAUCAAACCAAAGAAGGAAGCUAUUGCUGCUAACUUGAUUACUUUCGAACAAACUGGUAACUUCUCUGCCAAUUACAUGACUGGUAAUGGCUAUGUCUAUGUUCCUUCAUCAUGUCAAAGAGGUGUCUCUUGCCGUUUGCAUGUUGUUUUCCAUGGUUGUGAACAAGGAGCUUCUAUUCUCGGAACUACCUUUGUUGAAAAUAUUGGAAUGAAUGAAUAUGCUGAAAGUAACAAUAUCAUUAUGGUUUAUCCACAAGUCACUACUGGACUCCUUAACGAAGCUGGUUGUUUCGAUUGGAUUAACUUCUCUUACACUGAUAGUAAUUAUGCCAAUAAGCAAGGUGGACAAAUGAAGGCUGUUGCCAAUAUUUUGGCUGCUCUCGGUGCUAAGGUUUACUAAAUUAUUUCAAAUUCAUGAAAUGAAAAAUAAACUAAUCCUAUAUUGUGGA
This is a messenger RNA of Naegleria gruberi, 1078 nucleotides long. Its product is annotated as fibronectin, type-like protein. Bases 1 to 1029 code for a protein of 342 amino acids. The transcript is spliced from 3 exons. The record is from RefSeq and is a predicted model, not a curated record. Lineage: Eukaryota; Heterolobosea; Eutetramitea; Acrasida; Naegleriidae.